CGGCUUUCCUCUCUUAUCAACCCGAGCGCUCUUCUCCCCAACUUAUCGAUUUUUAGGGUUCCCCGCGGCCUCUUUCGUUUCAUCUCUUACCAGCCGCUCUUCUCCGCAAGUGAUUCGAGGUUGUAGGGUUCCCCGAGCGUUCCUCCGACGAUGGGUCACUCUGCUGUGUGGAACUCCCACCCAAAGAACUAUGGCCCGGGUUCUCGCGCCUGCCGUGUAUGUGGGAAUCCUCAUGGCUUGAUCAGGAAAUAUGGGCUGAUGUGCUGCAGGCAAUGCUUCCACAGCAACGCCAAGGCAAUUGGCUUUAUUAAGUACCGUUAGGACAUGGUGCUAGCAUCCAGGUGGAGAAACUGCACAAGGCCUGGAGUAAAUUCGUAUUUAAUCCGUUGACUACGUUGAUGUUCACAUAUGCACCUUUUUUGUUAGUCAUGUAGCAGGAUUGUGGUCUUUAAAUAUUUGUUUUUUGCUCUCUCCCUCUAACGGUACAAUGUUUUGAAUCUGAGGAUAUUAAAAAUCAAAUAUGGUUGCAUUAA
Nymphaea colorata (pocket water lily) is the source of this 533-nucleotide messenger RNA. RefSeq names its product 40S ribosomal protein S29. The record is from RefSeq and is a predicted model, not a curated record. Gene Ontology annotation, cellular component: ribosome; cytosolic small ribosomal subunit. NCBI's taxonomy places the organism in Eukaryota, Viridiplantae, Streptophyta, Magnoliopsida, Nymphaeales, Nymphaeaceae. Gene Ontology annotation, biological process: translation. The transcript is spliced from 3 exons. Gene Ontology annotation, molecular function: structural constituent of ribosome; zinc ion binding. The coding region runs from base 151 to 321 and encodes 56 amino acids.